Hypomesus transpacificus is the source of this 1859-nucleotide messenger RNA. It is a transcript of the gene txlnbb, whose product is annotated as taxilin beta b. The transcript has 10 exons. The record is from RefSeq and is a predicted model, not a curated record. The coding region runs from base 130 to 1794 and encodes 554 amino acids. Lineage: Eukaryota; Metazoa; Chordata; Actinopteri; Osmeriformes; Osmeridae. Gene Ontology annotation, molecular function: syntaxin binding.
CUGAUGCUUAUUUUGGGGUUGUCUUAUCACAGCUGUUGUAUCUGUGGUGGCUGAAUCUCUGGGCCCCUCGCUCCACUUCUUUCCCCUCCUCGUUCCUGUCCCGUCCUGUGAAAGCCCUGUCACAGUAAAAUGGAGACCGUUCAGGAGAGCAGCCCUGUGGAGGUGCCGGCACCUGGGGGCCCUUCUGAGCCCCAGUUGGACCUGACUGAGGACUUCCGCCAGCAGCUGGAGGACAUCAUCAGCACGUACCAGGCGGCUGAGGACAACGGCGAGCCAGAGGACACAGAUGAGCUCUCCUCCGGGAAAGACUCAGGCGGACCCAAAGACCAGAGAUUGGAAAAGAAGAUGCUCAAGAGCCUGGGGAAGGAGGCCAUGCUUUUAAUGCAAAGUCUGAACAAGCUUGGGACCCCGGAGGCAAAACUGGAGGCUAUCAUCAAGAAGCAUGCUGAGCUGCUGGAGGAGCACCGGAGCGACCAGAAGCAGCUGAAGAUGCUGCAGAAGAAGCUACUCCAGGUGAUGAAGGAGAAGGACCAGCUCCAGAGUGAACACAGCCGGGCGGUGCUGGCGCGCAGCAAGCUGGAGGGGCUCUGUCGAGAACUGCAGCGACACAACAAGACCCUGAAGGAGGAGACACUCCAGAGGUGCCGGGAGGAUGACCUGAAGAGGAAGGACAUCACCACUCACUUCCAGAGCACGCUCAGCGACAUCCAGGCCCAGAUCGAGGAGCACAGCAGUCGAAACACCCGGCUGUGUCAGGAGAACAGCGACCUGGCGGAGAAACUCAAAGGGCUCAUCUCGCAGUACGACCAGAGAGAGGCGAACCUUGAGAAGGUGUUCAAACACAGAGACUUGAAGCAGAAGUUGUUGGAAACCCAACUUUCACAAGCAAACCUGAUCCUGAAAGAAGCAGACGAGAAGCACAAGAUAGAGAAAGAGCUUUUACUGAAGCAGGCUGCAGAGUGGAAGCUACAAGUCAGGCAUAUGAGAGAGAAUGAAAACAGCAUGAAAGCCCAACUCGCCAUGUACUCUGAGAAGUUUGAUGAAUUCCAAGGCACCGUAUCCAAGAGCAAUGGUGUGUACGCAAGCUUCAAACAGGACAUGGACAAGAUGUCUAAGAAGAUGAAGAAGCUGGAGAAGGAGUCUCUUUCCUGGAAAUCCCGCUUUGACGGCUGCAACAAAGCUCUUGUGGAUAUGGCUACAGAUAAAGCCCUGAAGGAGAAGGAGUUUGAGCUGUUUACUGUGAAGAACCAGAAGCUGGAGAAACUGUGCAGGGCCUUGCAGGAGGAGAGGAAGAGCCUGCAUCAGAAGCUACAGGAAGCGCAACAAGGGGCCACCAAUGGCGGCGAGACGAUGACCACCGAGGUUCCGGAAGCAACCGAGGAGAAGGCUAACCAGAGCCCUUCUGUUGCCACGACAACGAACGCCUCCGAGGCUGCCUCAGAAGCUGCGUCUGAGGCGCCUGUCGUCUCCACCCCAGUUGAGACGCCGCUGACGAGGGAGCUGGCAAGCCUGAAGGCAGAGCAGAGCCACCUGCAAGAGAUCGCCUCCUCCUUCACCAUAUCCCAUGUCUUGGAGCAGCUCUCUGAAGACACUGAGUCCAGUGAGAGUGUGGAGUCACAUGGACACACUGAGGCCAGCCAGGGCCCUGAGGAAAACCACAUAGAAGAAUGUCAUGGAUGCCAUGGUGAUCACACCGAGGAGACAACCGUGUCACAUGACCUCACCAACCAGGAAGAAACGCUGGGAGGAGAAGCUCAGGAGUUGAGAGAUAUGGAAAUGGAGAAUGUUGACUAAAGCAGCAGAAAAACCUGCUGACUUAUAUUUCAAAUAAAUUCGUAUGAAUAAAGAAUAACUGUACA